This is a messenger RNA of Alligator mississippiensis (American alligator), 6047 nucleotides long. RefSeq names its product kelch like family member 11 (gene KLHL11). NCBI's taxonomy places the organism in Eukaryota, Metazoa, Chordata, Crocodylia, Alligatoridae. The transcript has 2 exons. Bases 25 to 2106 code for a protein of 693 amino acids. Gene Ontology annotation, molecular function: protein binding. The record is from RefSeq and is a predicted model, not a curated record.
GGAGCCGUUAGCGGUGGGAGCAAGAUGGCGGCGGCCUCGGCCUCGCCUCAGACCCUGCCGGGGCCGCCGCCGUCGCCGGGACCGGGGCCGCCGCCGGGGCCGGCCGGAGACGAUUCGGGCGCCGAGGGCGGGGCGGCGGCGGACGGGGGGGCAGGCGGGGAGGCAGAGACGGAGGAGUUCGUGUGCCCGGCGCACUGCACGGAGCUGGCCUGGCGGCAGAACGAGCAGCGGCGGCAGGGCCUGUACUGCGACAUCACACUGGCUUUCGGCGGCGGGGCCCGGCAGGCGCCGCCCCUCGAGGUGCGCGCGCACCGCUCCGUGCUGGCGGCCGCCACCGACUACUUCGAGCCGCUGCUGUCGGGCGGCUUCGCCGAGUCGCGCUCGGGCCGCGUGGAGCUGCGCAAGUGGAGCUCGGAGGGGGGCCCCGACCCGGAGACUGUGGAGGCGGUGGUCGGCUUCAUGUACACGGGCAUCAUCUGCGUCAGCCCCGGCAACGUGCACGAGGUGCUGGAGAUGGCGGACAGGUUUUUAUUGACCCGGUUAAAGGACUUUUGUGGAGAGUUUCUGAAGAAAAAGCUAAAUCUUUCCAACUGUGUAGCUAUCCAUAGCUUGGCUCAUAUGUAUUCCCUGAGUCAGCUUGCUCUGAAAGCUGCAGACAUGAUAAGGAGGAAUUUCUUCAGAGUUAUCCAAGAUGAAGAAUUUUACACCUUACCCUUUCACCUCAUUCGAGACUGGCUUUCUGACUUGGAAAUCACAGUGGACUCGGAAGAAGUUCUUUUUGAGACCAUCUUAAAGUGGGUUCAGAGGAGUCCUGAUGAAAGAGAGAGGUACUUUGAAGAACUCUUUAAAUUGCUUAGGUUGUCUCAGAUUAAACCCACUUACCUGACCCGUCAUGUCAAAUCUGAAAAGCUGGUGUUCAGUAAUGAAGCUUGUCUUAAAUUAGUGUCUGAAGCUGUGGAAAGUCAUGCUCUGAGGUCUGAGAACUUGCAGUCUGGUAACUUGCAACAUUCUGCUUGUCCUGUAGCCUUGUUGCCUCGCUAUGGGCAAAACAUGGAUGUCAUCAUGGUGAUUGGCGGUGUGUCUGAGGGAGGAGAUUACUUAAGUGAGUGUGUAGGUUACUUUAUUGAUGAAGACAGGUGGGUAAACUUACCACAUGUACAUAAUCAUCUCGAUGGACAUGCUGUUGCCAUUACAGAAUCAUAUGUCUAUGUGGCUGGCUCCAUGGAGCCAGGAUUUGCAAAGACUGUGGAAAGAUACAACCCAAACAGAAAUAUCUGGGAGCAGGUCUCUAACUUAAUAAUCAGAAAGCAUUCUUUUGGACUAACUGAAGUCAAGGGAAACUUGUACAGCAUUGGUGGGCAUGGCAACUUCAGUCCUGGCUUUAAAGAUGUAACUGUUUACAAUCCUGAGCAAGACAAAUGGCACAACCUGGAGUCUGCACCAAAGAUUCUUCGUGAUGUCAAAGCAGUGGCCAUAGAAGAUAGAUUUGUUUACAUUGCUGCUCGCACGCCAGUUGACAGUGAUAAUGAAGAUGGUCUAAGGGCAGUCAUCAUCCGCUAUGACACGGAAACAAGGCAGUGGCAAGAUGUAGAAUCUCUGCCCCUCAUUGAUAACUAUUGCUCUUUCCAGAUGUCUGUUGCCAACACAAACUUUUACCACACUGCGUCCUGCUGCCCCAAGAGUUACCCUAUUGACAAUGAAGAGGCUAAAAAAAAAAUCUCUAGCAGACCAUCUGACGAGAUUCUUGAAAGCUUACCUCCAGAGGUCCUCAGUAUUGAAGGGGCAGCUAUUUGUUAUUAUAAAGAUGAUGUUUUCAUCAUCGGAGGGUGGAAGAAUAGUGAUGAUAUAGACAAGCAGUACAGGAAAGAGGCCUAUCGCUACUGUGCUGAGAGGAAGCGGUGGAUGCUUCUCCCUCCCAUGCCACAGCCUCGCUGUAGAGCAACAGCCUGCCAUGUGAGAAUCCCAUUCAGAUGUCUGCAUGGAACCCAAAAGUACCCUAUGCCACCAAACUUGAUGUGGCAGAAAGAUAGGAGAAGGCAGAUGCAAGAAAUACACCGCCAUUCUUUAAGCCUGCGAAGAAUGCCACGCUCUCAGAUUGAGUGCUAACUCAAAGAUCGCUCGUUUUAAUUUGCCUUGGUUAAGAAAUAUCACGCUGUCAGUUUUGUAAGGCUCAGUACAUUGCUACAAUACAUUAGGAUGUUGGUAACUGAAAUUGGCUUGGUUUGAUGCAUGAAAGCAGUAUCCAUAAUUUGUAUUUAAGUACUGAGGAUUAAGAAGUGUCAACUUUGAAGAUGACAAGCAGUUAACAUGUCUAGAGAUCUCUAUAUUGUUGAAACAAGCAUAGGGUAGCUCAGGAUAACCGGUUUCCCAUUAAGGGGAUAUGUAAAAUUUAUCCCUGACACUAAAAAUGUGGAACCUGCUAAUUGUGUCUGCAAACUCUUCCCCCGGCCCUCUCCCUUCCCCCCCCCCCCCAAAAAAAAAACCAACAACCCAAAGCAAAACACAAACCCCCCCCCCCCCCCCCAACAAUUUAAACCUAACAGUUUUAUUUAAAUAUUGUCUUUCAGUUUGGGUAAAAGACUUAAAAAUUUCAUUUGGAUAUGUGCUUGAAGCAUUAAUUUUAUUUGCACUUACAUUAUUGGUAUUCCUUUACAUUCUUUCAUGAGCAGCUAACCUUCACAUACAGUUGGUUUCUAUGCACUUAGUUCUCCAAAGUUGGAGGCAUGUGCAAUAGUUUAGGAAUACUUGCAUAUAAAAUUGAAAGCACAAUCUUUCUUUAUAAAAUGAUAUCAGGAUGUUUCUAUAUGUAUUAAGUAUUUUAUAUCUGUAUAUUGUAGAAAUGCUACAGAGCUUACUUGGAGAUGAUUGGUAGAUCAGAAACUUGUUAAAACAGGAAAUAUGAGGCAGUAAAAUCAUUCCAGGUGUUAUCUGGAGAUGCCUCUGUUUUUUAGGUCUUUAAGCAGAUUCAUUAGAAACUUGAGCAAACAGUCAGCCUGAAUAAAUGAAUGAAAACAGUAAAAUGUUCAAUAAUUCAGGCUAGCUGUCCACUUCUGAAAUCUCUGUGGAAAUUGGGAGUUACUUAGAGCAAAAUUAUUUCACAGCACUAUAUUAAAGACUAGCUGCUUGAAACUUUUUUUCCGAACAUAGCACACAUUUAAUUCUAGUCAACAUUUAAAAAAAUGUGAACCUGUAUCCAGCCUGCCUUUGACAAUCAGUACUCCUUUGCCUUCAAGAUAUUCUCCCUUUAAGUUUAAACUAGCCAUGCCACACCGUUUCUUCACAAAUUAGCAUUUAUGUUUUCUGUUGAUGUAGAACAGUGGUUCUUAAUGUGUAAAUGCUGAUGGGAAGCUUUCAGCAAUUUUCCUGCAUAUUGUAUUCCAGCAUAUAGCUGCUUGUGGUGAAAUAAGGGUAUUUAAUAUUUUUUUGAAGUUCUGAAUUUAUUUUACAUAAAUUGGUGCCCAUAACAUGCUCUAAGGAAAGUAGCACUGUUCCAGGGGGAUAAAGCUGCCAAUAAAUAGCUGUUCCAUUGGGCACUCCAUUCCCCUUCUCUGAAGAACUCCAGAAAGCUUCUCAAUUUAUUACUUGUGGGUUCUGUGCUUUCUUCUUACCUCAUCUUCUUCCCAGUCCUUCCCUUUAUUUGACUGUUCCAGUUUUCUGCUUUCAGUCUAACUCAGGAUCUUAGGGAAGGGAAAGGUAGGGGUAAACCAGGGUGUUCUAAAAGCUUCCAUAGACUAACAUUGCUGGAAAAAAAGCUUCUUACAGACUUCUGUUUGUGCUGGUGUUGCUAGUGUCUUAAAUGUGGGCAGCUGGUGUAGAAAGCACUUGUAAACAUUUUGGCCUUCUUAAAUUGUUUAACGUUCUCAACUGAUGUAUCUUAUUUUCCAAUUCAGCAGGCAACCUAGGUCAUAUCUGAAACGUUGGGUAAGUGUUUCAAUUGCAUGAUGUGCAUAGUUUUUUCUGACUUGCUUAUGUCCCCUAAUAUUUCAUCUUGCAAUCCACAUGGACAAUUUUGUACAGAUAACUUGCCUUGGUAUAAUAUUCAGAAUGGUCCAGUCUUGUAAAAAUAUUCAGGAAAAUGUAAUAGCCCAGACCCCAUCUAGUCACCUGCUGUUACCGUGUUAUUUCAUUUGGCUGUCAAGCUACUCUUCAAAAGCAAGUAGAGUUUUGCAAGUCUGGCCUAGCUUGUUUAAAAGAGGAACUAGUUAGCUUAUUCAGGUGUUUUAAGGCUGACAUUCAGAAGUGGUAGGUUUGAGAAACUGCACAGACUUAUUUGGUAAGAUGCUAAUUAAUGGGGGCUCCACAGAAUUAAUAAGGCAUUUGGGGAAUAAGAAAUUCAGUAAUAUCAUUUUAAUUUUAAUCUGAGCUAAAUACUUGAUUGCAUAUCACUGCAGGUUCAUCCAGGUUAAAGGAUGGAGAAGUCAACCUGUUGCAAUAUUUUUGGGUAAAAUUUAAAGUUUAAAUAUUUUUACUUUUAAUGAAAUAACUUUUGGGGUUUGUAUCGUUUUACCAUUUUGCUAGAGGCAUUGUUCUUAAAAGAAGAUCUGAAAGUAAUGAUAGGGUGGUUUAACUUGUGAAUGUCAGCCAUGGUCAGUUAUUUAAAUGAUGCACUUUAUCUUACCUGCUUAUGUGUUCAGUUUGCAUGGUGAGUGGUGGAUACAACAGCGCACAGUCAGCUUCACUCUAGCUUUUGCUAUGCCAAUUCCCAGGGAAUUCUUCCUUUUUAAAUAGGUUUCUUUACCUUGAUUUUAAGUGGACCAAUUUUUAUUGCACGUUACCUUUAACCAAAAGGCCUAACUACCCAUUUUCACCAUGUAGAUGUUUGAAAAACUUAAAUGUGUAUUGACUGGAUGUAGCUUAGUCCACUAACCUGUCAACCAUUUAACAAGCUCCUUGUAGCCUUUGAUUAGUGCAGCAUGGUGGUACAUGUGAAGUGUUCCUAUAAGAAAAGUCUGGGGACUGCUCUGCUAUGGUUAGUGGCUGGUUAACUUCUGACAAGUCCUACGUCUGUGUUGAAGAAGCAAAACUCAACUGAAUUCUUAAUGCAAGAAAAAGAGAAAAACAGUGGAAGGAAGGGUCAGACUCCCAUGUGUUCAGACAAUCAUACAUUUUUAGCUGUCAUAAAUGUGCCAUGAAAUGCAUGUCCUGUCCUGUCCUAUCUUUGUGUUCAUACUGCUAGUGAAGUAGGGUAAAUCUCUGACCAGCACUAGACUGACAAUAUAUAUAAUCAUCUCUAGGUGCCAUGUGCAUACACAAUAUUUUAUAACAACCCGAGUAGCCUCUUUAAUAAGCUAUUUUAUAUGUAUUUUUAACAAAACUUCUGUUCAAACAAGUGCAUGAAAAACUACUCCAAAAUUUAGAAUGCAUACCAUCUUUCUUAAUAGCUAUUCAGAACCUUCUGAAUGGGGAUCGAUUAAGAUACUACAACUGCUUAUUGUUAUCCCCAUUUCAUUUUUUCCACUACAGCGAAUGGCAAACAGGAACAUGAUUGUGUCAGUCUGUGUUUGAGCAAAGAUUGCAGAUUAACAAAAUCUAAGAGCCUUUUAACCAGAAACUGUAGUAACGUCUUCUAGCAUCAGAAUGAUUUGCAAAGGACCCAGUUAAAAUGAGCAUUGUGUGGCUUAGUUUUAUUUUCAGGCGCCUUCAGUAUGCUAGAACACAAUCAUUUUUCAAAUGUUAUGAGUUUGUGGAAGUCUCUUAAUACAGGCACUCCUGAGAAUGUAAUCUUAUCUGUAACAUGAAUUUAAAUGGUAGAAAUUGCUAGAUGUUUGAAGAUGGUUAAGUCAGAUUCCUUAGUGGAUCCAUGUCACUGUGGAUCACAAGACUUGCAGGCAGCUGUACUUUUCUAUCAGUCUUGCUGGAGAUUUCAGCUAGUUGCUUGGAUAAGCAGUACCUCCUGUACUGGGAAGAAUGACAUCCUUUCCAGUAACGUAAAGUAGUGUUUGUAUAGGACUGCUUGAAACAAAAGACCUUGUAAUAAAGUUCACGCUAAAUAUACCGUACUAAUGUUUUGUUGUAAUAAAGUUCAAAAUAAACCUUUUAUUUCUUUA